Molecule: messenger RNA, 6489 nt
Organism: Dermacentor silvarum
Lineage: Eukaryota; Metazoa; Arthropoda; Arachnida; Ixodida; Ixodidae
Product: insulin receptor substrate 1-like
Exons: 14
Coding region: 216-3410 (1064 amino acids)
Biological process (GO): insulin receptor signaling pathway
Cellular component (GO): cytosol; plasma membrane
Molecular function (GO): insulin receptor binding; phosphatidylinositol 3-kinase binding
Source: RefSeq, a predicted model, not a curated record
CAUCAGCGGAAGAAAAACGUAAACAGACGUGGAAGCGAGCGGUCGUGCGGCCCAGCCAGCGCCGUGAUUUCCUCAGAAAAAAAGAGAGGCAGGAUCGUUAAAACGUAGCGUUGACGUGUCCAGCCGAGGGAUCACCGGACCGAGAAACCUGGCUCACGAGGCUGCGGAGAGACAAGCUCUAGGUGGUUGAAUAUGGGACCAGACUGACUGAAGCCAUGUCGACAAAGAUGAAAGACGCAUCGCGGGGAAGCGGGGUGGUCUCCCUGGCCGAGCAGGCCAUUGACAUCCAGAAGACGGGAUACCUGAGGAAGCUGAAGACGAUGAAGAAGAAGUUCUUUGUCAUGCGGAAGGAGUCGGAGGCGGGACCUGCCCGUCUCGAGUGCUACGACAGUGAGAAGAAGUGGAAGGCCGGUGUGCUACCCAAGCGCACAAUAGUGCUCCGAUCCUGUUUCAACAUCAACCGCCGUGCGGACGCUAAGCAGCGGCAUGUUCUGGCGCUGUACACCCGGGAUGACUCCUUUGCGCUGGUGGCUGAUAAUGAAGCCGAGCUGGACGAGUGGCUCACAGAGAUGCUCAGACUACAGCACGGUUCGAGCGACGUUGAUGGUGAUGCCAGGCCCAAGCCCCUCUUCGAACAUGUCUGGCAAGUGAAUGUGAAGACGAAGGGCCUGGGUAGCAGUCGCAACAUCACUGGCCCCCAUCGACUCUGCUUGACUGCCAGUGCCCUCACAUUGGUCAAGAUGCACACGGACCAGGAGAACCCCGAGGCACUCGAGUUCCCUCUGAUGAGCAUACGCCGCUGUGGCCACUCCGACUGCUUCUUCUUCAUGGAACUUGGCCGUUCCUCGGUCACCGGCUCUGGAGAGCUGUGGAUGCAGACGGAAGACACAGUCAUCGCUCAGAACAUGCACGAGACCAUUCUGGGAGCAAUGAAGACCUCUCGAAACAAGGAAGAGCUUGGUCCCUUCACACGUCCCCGAAGCUCGUCGACGAGCGAGAACAGCAAACCGAUCACUCACAAGCGGCCGGCGCAUGCCGUGGCCACGACGACGCACGCUUCCACAAGCUGCAGGGACCGGUGUGACUCCAUGCCCACAUCCCGCAGCCGCAACAGCAGCGAGUCCCAUGGCGAGAGCAGUGGGCUCUCUCGGACCCACACCACUGAGUCGACGGCCAGGCCCCAUAGCUCUUAUGGGAGGACCUAUUCGGUCUCCCCACCGUCUAACAACCCCAUCACGGUCGGCUCAUUUGACAGCACAAGCAGUGUGCUGUCAGCGGAUGAAACAGAUGGACAAGCUGAGUACUUCAACCGGUACAGCCACUCACUGCCAAUGGACAUCAUGGCUGGACCCAAGGAGCCGACCAUCAAGGAGGAGGCUGCUGUUGAUGAAUACUUGAUGAUGUCAUCACCAGUGGGCAGCAGUAAAAGUUCCCACUACUCUCGUCCAACAACUCUUGUCAGCAACCCCUGCACGCAUCAACAGACAAACAUGUCUGAGUCCAGUGACUACCUAAAGAUGUCCAUGUCUCCAGCAUCUAACGUACCUGAAGGAAAUGGAGACGGCUACAUUCCGAUGAGCCCUGUCGGGUCAAUGAGCUUGAGCAGCUCCAUGGAGAAGGCUGCUGCGCCAUCGUCGUCGGUCGACACAGGCUACCUGUCCAUGGAGCCGCAGGGAGGCGCGGCAAGCAGCUGCACCACCGUGCGGCCGGUGAGCCACGCGAGCUCUUCCUCUCCGACGGUGGUGCACGCAGGCUUCCCCACUGCAGUUCUCUCCGUGCCUCCGUCCGAGUACAUGGACAUGGCUCCGCUCUCUUCAUCGCUACCCAAGUCUGUUGGAGAGAGCUGCACUGACUUCAGUGGCAGCUGGUGCUCAGCGCAUAGCCUUCAAGAUGUGCCAAGUUCUUCCUCUCCACUUUCAGCUAGCUUAGAGGGUUUUCAUUUGGACAAGGUCAAGUCCUACUUUUCUCCAUCAGAAGAUGAUUCCGAAGCAUUCAUCAAGCCUGUGCGGGCUUACUCAAUUGGCAGCAGGCAGCAGGUCAAGAAGACCUCCUUCGCAGGCCACCUAGAGCAGUCUCGCGUCCGUGCAUAUUCAGUGGGAAGCCAGGUGGCGCCAACUGCCAUGCGGCGUCGCAUGAAGAAAGACACCGACGCUGAUGUGAAUGCCAUGCAGCGACUGGAGGGUCAGAAGUCGUCCAGUGUGCCCACUCUGCAAGAGGAUGCCUCCCACCAGGCACCGCGGGCACUCAACUACAACGAGGACCUCAUGGAGAUCAACUAUGACCGUAGUGACCUCGGUCAGGGCAGUAGCACAACCUCUGUGACAGAUAAGAGCAGUGUCCUGCCUCCUACCAGCACGAAACAACCCGAAGCGUCCGAGGCUGUCAGAAAGCUAAGCACAGCUAGCACUCCAAGCACCACCAAGACGUUUGACGACUACAUGCUGAUGACUGGCUCAGAGUCCAGUGCCGGUGGGGGCAGUAGCGGCUACCAGCACUCACUCACUAGCCCCACCAGCUCGAACCAACCAGAGAGGAAGGUGAGUGUCUCUUCGAGUGGCAAGCAGCGGAAGGAAGACUUGGGUAAAGAGAACCACCCUGGAGGUCGGAGCAGCAGCUAUACUGGUGUUGUGCGGAGGAGCUCUACCACACAGCAGGCCCUCAGGGAGGACAACACCGUGCCUGUGUCCAGUCCGCCACCAUCAAAUGGGCUGAACCAGCCUAAGACCGAUAACGACUACGUUGCUACGGAGAUGACCAAGAAGGGUGUGGCAUUUCUCAGCACAUCAAACGGCACAGUUUCCAAGGGAAAGCCUGGUUUGUCUUACCACAUGGGAGUGCCUCCACUGACGACCACGUCGCUGCGUCCCGCUUCACCUGAGAGCCAGCAGCUGGGAGAGUACGUCAACCUGGACCUGAGCAAGACCAUGAAGUGGACACAGCCUGUGAAGAUGCCAGUGUCCAGUGGCGAUACGACACCGACGGCAUCCAGUGCCAAUGGAUCCUCUUCGUGGAGCAGCAGCCCAAAGCUACCAGCCGAGAGCUCCAGCGGCUUUGCCAGGCCGGCACCACUUGCUGUUGCAGAGUCAUCGUACGUGCAGCUACGAGGUCUCGCAGACCCAUCUGUCGGUGCAGCACCCCAGCAGGUGCCACCUGAGGCCAACUACGAAAACAUUUCUCUCAAAGGAGGUGCCGCCGAGGCGCCCGCUGAACGAGUGCUCAAUUACGCGUCGCUGGAUCUUGCGCCACCCAGCGGUGAAGACGGAGCGCCGGGUGCCGUGCAGCGCUCGCCGCGUGCCGCCGCCACCACCCCCGUGGACCCAGACACUGAGGAAGGGCCCACUUUUUCCUAUGCGGAAAUAGACUUCACCAAAUCUGAGGGACUGCGCAAUGUUUCCGGUUACCGUUCGUGAAGGCCCCCUUUUUGUAGUCAGUCCUGCUAUGUUUUUUUUUUUUUUCUCUCAUUCUUUUUUUUGACUCACUAGUCAAGUACUGGAGCUUCUAGGUGAUGAUCAGGGCAACCUGUCACUUGGGGUUUAGGUGGUACAGAAAGGGAACUCUGCGGUGACAGACAGUGGGACUGGUCCACUUCCUCGGCGGGGAGGUGACUUGUGUGCAUGGCAUGCAUGCCUGCCUGCUCAUAAGAUGCUGCUAUACUAUAAACAGCGUGUGGUUGAUCCUUAUGUUUUUUCAGAGUGUAAUGUAAAUUGAGAAUGUGUGCAAGUGUGUGUGCGUGUGUUGCUCUUGGUCGCAGUAGUGUAGACUCCCCAUUUUCAUUUUGACCCGAGUAGCUAUGUGCGUGUACAGGAGUGCAUUUUGUGAAUUAUUCCGGGUAGCAAGCACCAAAUCUGCGGCACGCCAUGACGUGUAUAGACAUGCUGCUCGAAUAUCACUGACUACAGGCGUUAUUGGUUCUGUAUGUAUGUACUGUGUGUAUAUGUGCAUAUCCACCUUAGGUGUCCGAGCUUUAAAAAAAAAUGUGGGUGUGUUCUAUAUGUAUAUGGGUAUGUAAAUUUGUUCUUUGUUCUUUUGUGAUCUAUACCUGUUGUAUAUGAAGUGGCAUUCAUUGCAAGGGAGAGUGAAAUAGGAAGACCAGGCCUAGAGAUGUGGCCAGAGAUGUCAGGCUUGAACUGUUGGUGGUGUGGCCCCUUUUUUUUCUUCCCUUCUUUAUUAAGUUUUUUUGUUUUCCUUUCUAAACUCUAAAACAAUAAACAAAAGAUGUGUCUUGGUUACACUGUUGGAAGCUUGAUGCUAAGGGGAAGUGAAAAAAGGCCAGGAUACUUGAACACUUUGCUGGAGAGGUGCAAAACUCUUGUUCUUGCACAUUAUUAAACUUUGUCGUUUUGUUAGGAGCUGUGAUCCCUUGCUUUCUCACUGAAAAGUUGAAAUAAGAAAUUGGCGAAGGUGUCGAAAUCAUCGCUUAAUGGGAAAGGUGUGGCAUCACCAAGUAGCUGCUACCGUAAUCUUAAGUGCUCUUGUUGGUGUGAGGGACGGAAAUGUUAUGGCAGCCAUUUUUCUGUCCAGUGCCUAAUUGACACACUUGUCGCAUUACGUUGCGAUUUAACAUUUUAGAGGGCUUGUCAUCGAGAGAGAAAAAUAAAGAGCCACUGGUGUUCAGUUUUCUCAUGGGGGAAGUGCCGUUUCAAACAGCUUUGAAAGUGCCUGUAACUUUUGAUGUGGCAUUCCUGUUUCCCGAUCUACGCUGGUGACCGGUUAAAAUGCUUAAGGUAGUUUUGGUUCAUUGCACCUGUCACCUUCACUUGGAUCUAGAGGUGUUCACUGCUUGUGCUCAUGAUUUUUUUUCCCCCCUUACAUGCUGUUGUUACACGUGUCCUCUUUGUCUGGAUGAAUCUUGUGGCCACAUCUGACGUAUUCACUUUCGCUGUGUUAGCAUGUUUUUUCUCCCUCCUUUUAAUAUUUCUUGUCUGUUUGUUUUCCUGAAUGUAACGCAGACUAGGAUUUGCAGGAAGGUUUAGUCAAUGGUCACAAGAGGGCGCCAGGAGAUAAUGUCUCUUGCCACAGCGUUCAGGACAGACACCACGUGCAACUCCGCACCUCUCCUGUCCUUAAAGAAUUGCCAAGAGCUCCCUGGUGGAGCAGCGUCCUUUUCUUGUUUUUUCUUCCUGUAGGCUGCAUUUGUGUUGAGUUAAAUGUAAGGAUCGUGUAAUCCAAUUUUCAGAAUUGGGUUCUCACCCACAUUGUUGCUUGCUGUGGCAGGUGUUGUUAAAUGUAUUCUGGUGCUUACACACUUACACGGACACACUGAGAAAAAAAUAUAUAUAUAUGGCUGCGGUGCUUUUUCGAAGGCACAACUCUAUUUUGUUGGCCGGACUUCUCAGCGACAGUCAGUCGCAUAAGGUUAAAAAAAAGACAAAAACCCUACCUUGGAGCUAAAAGUGGACUUCAAGCUACCAAGCUACCUAGCCUGAAAGUUUCAAAGAUGUACAUAACUGUGAUGUGGGCCGUGUGUCUCCCUUGUGAGUGCACCAGUGACUGGCGUGUUGUAAAAGGAAAGUGUUGUGAAUGGUUGCGAGUUUCCGUGGAAGAAUCGUCAGUCGAGAGGUGUCGCUUCAUCCGUCAAGACCUACGCAGGCCUCGAGUUGCCACACUCUCGCCAUUGUGUCGACGAUGGCAUGUGCACAGCCAUUCGAGAAGCAUCUUUCAACCACUCACUUGUGCUUGCUGCAUUGCUCUUGCAGAUGACUUCGUUGCGAGGGUCUAAAUCUGAAAGUGUUGUUUUUCAUGAAGCCAUUGUUUGGUAAGUUAUGCACAAGUGCCGCCGCAUUGAAAAAUAUCCUGUGUUGUAGUCGAGCAUUGGCAAUUCGUUUGAGACGUCAAGAAAAAAAUGCAACUCGACUGACACUGCAGUGUCAGGCUGUCUGUCACAUUCGCCAAAAUGUAGCGUCUAAGAAUUCGCUUGCGAAUUGUAGCACGGCCAUUUGAACUGGCAUAGGAAUGCACUCAAAGGUAUUGCUAUUGACGCUCGUGGCAAAGUGGCAAGCUGGAAUAUGACUAAUUGUGACAGUGUUUCACAGGAGGCUUUUAUCAUUAAGUUGUUUGUUUUCCUUGCACGCAAAAUUCUUCACACUUUUCCCAAUGUCCAUGUCUUUCAAGCAUGUUUCCGCUUGCCAAAGAGCCUGCAGCGUCAUUAGCACUGCCAUCUCGUCACGAAUUGACCCCGGCGCCUCGUCUGGCGAGUGUCAAAGGUAAUGCCUACGUGUGUUGCAGAGGUAUCAAGGGAAUUGACCUCUGAUUGAUACUUUAUUUAUGUACAAAUGAAUGGCCUUUAGCAUUUACAAUGUGAACAAACCAACCCUCCCCCCCCCCCCCUCCCUCUUCCCACCCCCAGGCAUCGGUGCAUUGCAGCUUGUGGCACAUUGUAGCCUAUGGUUUGGAGGUGUGUGCGUGCUUGACAUCUAUGCGAUUGUUGUCAUUGGACGGGAGCUGCUCCUUUCUGUUGCUCUAGCCAAAUAAAAGCUCUUUGAAUGUGCA